AAAAAAUUUAAUCCAAUCCAAAUGCUAUUGACCUAGGGUUGUUUGCCACUUUGCCUCCCAAAUUACUGGCUACUCGGGUCUUAUGGGCAUCAUCAGUAAAAUAAAAAACACGAUUUAACAAUUAACAUCACUCUAGCGGAGCCGCGGCGGUUGCUUUGAUCGGAAACCACCACCAUGCGGAGUGUUUGGAGCAGAGCCGUCAAAGCUCUCCGUCACAGCAAACGGAACCCACUCCCUCUCCGCCGCACCUUCUCUUCCUCUUCUUCCUCACCCACCGGUCUCUAUGGCUUCUCCCAUUUGAAGGCUCCCAAAGGCUUCCACUCAUUCGUCGAUGAAGCCAUUCAAAGGUCUGCAGAACUCGUCAGCUACAUUUCUUCCAAGCCGCCAGCUUCGGAGAUAAUGCGAGCCAUGGACGAGAUUUCCAACACUGUGUGUUGUGUUGUUGACUCUGCUGAAUUAUGUAGGCUAACACAUCCAAACAGGGAAUUUGUUGAGGAGGCUAGCAAGGCAUCAAUGAAAAUUAAUGAGUAUUUACAUUAUCUGAACACAAAUCAUGAUCUCUAUGAUGCGGUGAAGAAAGCUGAGCAAGAAUGCCAUAUGCUUUCUGAGGAAGCUAAAAGAGGAGUUAGAAACUUACGUAUUGACUUUGAAAGGGCUGGAAUUCAUCUUUGCCCUGAGAAAUUAGAUCGAGUAAACAUGCUAAAUAUUGAAAUUUCUCAGAUAUGCAGAGAGUACAAUGAAAAUAUUGUCAUGGACCCAGGAACUAUAGAUAUAUAUCCUUCAUCUCGCAUCCCCAAUAAUUUACGUUAUCUUGUUAAGCCUAUCUAUCGGUCAAAAUCUUCAACAGCUAAGGAUUUAUCAGGGUCCAAGGACACCUUUAACGAGAAAGGAUUUCGAAUUACAACAGACCCACGAACUCUUGAUUCUAUGCUACAAUUGUCACAGGAUGAUGAGAUUAGGAAAAUGGUAUACAUACAAGGAAGUUCUGUUCCACGUGCAAAUGUUGAUGUCUUGGAUAAGCUUAUUUCUUCGCGACAUGAGCUAGCUCAGAUAUUGGGAUGCAAAUCUUAUGCUGAAUUUGCUGUUAAACCUAACAUGGCUUCAUCACCAAAAGUUGUGAUGUCUUUUUUAGAAGAGAUGAGCAAGAUUGUCCGGGCUAAGUCUAAAGAGGAGCUGAAAUUACUUACAAAAUUCAAGAGAGAGAAAUACGGUCAAAGUGAUGAAGAUAUAAGGCCAUGGAAUGAAGCCUAUUACACGACAAUGUUGAAGUCCUCUGUAUAUAAAUUGGAUUCUUCGGUUGUAGCGUCAUAUUUUUCUUUGUCAAAUUGUAUUGAGGGGUUGAAGGUGUUGGUGCAAUCAUUGUUUGGUGCAACCUUUCAUAGCAUCCCUCUGGCACCUGGUGAAUCAUGGGAUCCUCAAGUGCUUAAACUGUGUCUUCAUCAUCCUGAAGAGGGUGAUUUAGGAUAUCUCUACCUCGAUUUGUACUCAAGAAAGGGAAAGUAUCCUGGCUGUGCUCAUUUUGCAAUUAAAGGUGGUCGCAGGAUUUCUCAAACAGAAUACCAACUUCCAAUUGUAGCUCUUGUUUGUAAUUUUUCGGGUUCACGGAAUCCAUCAGCUGUAAGGCUUAAUUUCGGGGAAGUGGAAACUCUAUUUCAUGAGUUUGGGCAUGCUCUUCAUUCACUGCUUUCAAGAACGGACUACCAACAUUUUUCAGGCACCAGAGUGGUUCUUGAUUUUGCAGAAAUACCAUCCAACCUCUUUGAAUACUAUGCAUGGGAUUAUCGAGUUUUGAAAACAUUUGCUAGACACUAUUCAACAGGUGAAGAAAUCCCUCAGAAGUUGGUUGAGUCGAUGCAGGGUGCUAGAGAUAUGUUUUCUGCAACUAGUCUGCAACGUCAGAUCUUCUAUUCUCUAGUUGAUCAGACACUAUUUGGAGAGCAACCAUUCCCUCAUGGUGAUAUUAGUUCUGUUGUUAGAGAACUGAAAAGAGAACAUACCGAUUGGGAACAUGUGGAAGGCACACACUGGGAGACUCGAUUUAGUCAUCUCCUUAAUUAUGGUGCAGGGUAUUAUAGCUAUUUGUAUGCAAAAUGUUUUGCUGCAACCAUAUGGAAGAAGUUAUGUCAAGAGGACCCGUUGUCACCAUCUGCAGGAUUCGCUUUAAGAUCAAAUUUCUUACAACAUGGAGGAGCCAAAGAACCAACGGUUUUGUUAUAUGAUCUAGUAGGAGAUGGGAUAUAUAGGCAUUAUGAUGGAGGGAUAAUCCCUGAUAUAUCGAGUCUUUGUGAUGAAAUGAAACUGUGAUGAAUAUCUGCAGCAGGUCCAUUUGUGAAACUGUUGCAUAUGAAACAAUUUUUUGCAUAAAUAUAGCUCAAUAACAUUUUAAAAGAA
Molecule: messenger RNA, 2391 nt
Organism: Lotus japonicus
Lineage: Eukaryota; Viridiplantae; Streptophyta; Magnoliopsida; Fabales; Fabaceae
Product: mitochondrial intermediate peptidase, mitochondrial
Exons: 17
Coding region: 175-2304 (709 amino acids)
Biological process (GO): peptide metabolic process; proteolysis
Molecular function (GO): metalloendopeptidase activity
Source: RefSeq, a predicted model, not a curated record